AUGAUCAUCGAUGAGGGUUUGUCGACCGCAAGAAGUGAACAUUCGCCAAUGGAUAAUAAUAAUACCAAUAGUGAUGAAAGCGUUUUGAGUCGAGCCGAAAAUAAUGUUCAUACAGAUAAUAAUAAUAAUGCUACAUUGCAACCUGGAAUGAGACUACGUGAUGACAACGGGACAAUCAGAAUGUAUUUCGCACAUAACGACAAUUUUAUUGCUAGCAAUUAUCGUGGCCUGUUGGGUGCGCAUGAUGAUGGAAGUAAUACGUUUGAUACGUUACCUCAUCUGUCCGAAGAUGAAUCUGGAGAUUCCAGACAGAUUCCUACGAUUACUCGUUCGCAGAUGGGCAGUGUGUUGAGAUCACCAACUAAUUUAGCUCGUCAUGCUCUCGUUAGAGUCCGACUUCCAAACCGCUUAUCUGAAGCAGUCAGUGGCGCUCUACUGGGCAGUCGUCAUCGUUUCAUGCCCAAUAUCGUUAUGCCACAGAUUCAGUUCGGCGGACAGGCCGUUGAAAUUCAUCCGGAGAGCGAAAAUAGUCAUAGCGUAUAUGAUACGGAGCCGUCAAUCGAAUUAGAUAUUUCCGACAACGAUGUUGGUGAGUUUGAUUCUAACGAGAGUAUUGAUGAACAACAUGAUUAA
Anisakis simplex (herring worm) is the source of this 633-nucleotide messenger RNA. The record is from the annotation of a GenBank genome assembly. NCBI's taxonomy places the organism in Eukaryota, Metazoa, Nematoda, Chromadorea, Rhabditida, Anisakidae.